AUGGCUUCAACGACGCUGACCGAGCAGCAAGGCCUGCGUAUUGCAGUCGAGGGCUGCGGCCACGGAGUGCUACAUGAGAUUUAUGCGUCGGUCGCAAAGUCAUGCGAAUUGAAGGGCUGGCCAGAUGUUGACCUCUUGAUUGUUGGAGGAGAUUUUCAGGCCGUUCGCAAUGCUUCCGAUCUGAAAGCUGUCUCCAUGCCUUCCAAGUACUACGCUAUGCACGACUUCCACGAGUACUACUCAGGUACCCGUACCGCGCCAUAUCUGACCAUGUUCAUUGGAGGAAACCAUGAAGCCAGCAACUACUCAUGGGAGCUAUACUACGGCGGCUGGGCUGCCCCCAAAAUCUAUUACAUGGGCGCUGCCAACGUUGUCAGGCUUGGUCCUCUGCGUAUUGCGGGUCUGUCUGGCAUAUGGAAAGGCUACAACUACAAGAAGCCGCACUACGAGCGUCUGCCGUACAACAGUGAUGAUGUGAGGAGCAUUUACCACGUCCGUGAGCUGGACGUGCGAAAGUUACUCCAAAUCAGAACUCAGGUCGAUAUUGGUUUGAGCCAUGACUGGCCACGAAGUAUGGAGUGGAAAGGCAACUAUCGCCAGCUGUUCAAGUGGAAACCAGACUUCGAGCAGGAGGCUAAGGAUGGCACGCUUGGGAGCGUCGCAGCAACAACCGUUCUGGAGCGGCUACGACCACCGCACUGGUUUAGUGCACAUAUGCACUGCAAGUUCAGUGGGAUCUGGCAGCAUGGAGGUGGGUCAGAAUCAGCAGUGCCCGAAGAUGCUACCAACGGGUCUUCUGCAGUUGUCAAGAAUGACGGUGAGAUCGACCUUGACAUCGAGGAUGAUGCACCGACAGAGGCGCCUAAGAAUGACGCCGAGAUUGACCUCGAUAUGGAUGAUGAUGAAGAAGCACCGAUCGCGACCGCUGCGCCAGCCAAGCCUGAGGAAUCCGCCCAAACCGAUGGCCAAGCAGCGGUACCUGAUGAAGUGAGAGAGUUACUGCCAGCCUCUUUUGCGCGCUCAAACUUUGAGAAAGCGGAGACACUGCCCUUCCCUGCAGACAUCACAAACAAAACGACCAAGUUCCUUGCACUUGACAAAUGCUUGCCUAAGAGACAUUUCUUGCAGCUGUUAGAGGUUACGCCACAUUCACCUAGUAAUCUUCAAAGACCACUGCAACUGGAGUACGACGCAGAGUGGCUCGCCAUAACACGUGUCUUCGCCAGCGAUCUGCAGCUCGGUGAUGCAGACGCGCAAGUACCUGCCGACAAAGGUGAUGCCUACUACAGGCCUCUGGUCGAGGAGCAAAUGAGUUGGGUCGAGGAGAAUGUUGUCAAAUUAGGCAAGAUGACCAUACCGCAUGACUUCGCACGGACCGCGCCAGUUUACGAUCCAUCUCAAGGCAUCCACGUUCAAGAAGAACCUCGAGAAUACGACAACCCGCAAACGCAAGCUUUUUGCGACUUACUGCAGAUCCCAAAUGCUUUCCACGCGUCAGAAGAGGAACGAGCACAGCGCAUGCAGGCCGGUCCCAGACCAGAGGAACAGCGAUCUGGUCGGGGCGGAAGAGGCGGAAGCAGAGGCGGUGGUCGCGGACGAGAUCACGGUGGUGGAAGAGGGCGUGGUCGUGGAAGAGGACGCGGUCGCGGGCGCUGGUGA
This is a messenger RNA of Ascochyta rabiei, 1659 nucleotides long. Its product is annotated as lariat debranching enzyme. NCBI's taxonomy places the organism in Eukaryota, Fungi, Ascomycota, Dothideomycetes, Pleosporales, Didymellaceae. The record is from RefSeq and is a predicted model, not a curated record. Gene Ontology annotation, cellular component: nucleus. The transcript has 2 exons. The coding region runs from base 1 to 1659 and encodes 552 amino acids. Gene Ontology annotation, biological process: mRNA splicing, via spliceosome. Gene Ontology annotation, molecular function: RNA lariat debranching enzyme activity.